UAUAAUUUCUUGAGCCCGUGUUUUUGUAUUUUUUUUUUAUUUGCAAUUGUGUAUUGUAUAUAAUGGCUGACAAACAAUGUGUACAGAUGAUACAAACAAAUUUUUCAUUAUAUGGUUUAGUAUUGUCAAGGGAGCUCAGAGUAUCCCUCGCAAAGCAAUUAAUAAAAAUACCACAAGACGAACGUGAAUCUUGGCUCAGUCGCAUUAUAGAAUUGAUCCUGGCACAAAACUUGAAUGAUCCACAUGUUGAAGCCAAACAUAUAAAACUUGCUAUAGAAGAAUGCUUAGAGCCAAAUAAAUUAAAAGAUACAGAAACAGUAUUUAAUGUUAUAAACGGGUAUGAUAUACCAAAAAUAAAAUAUGACAUUUCAAAAAAGAAGUUUAUCAUUGAUAAUGAAAACUUAUAUUCUGAAACACAAUAUAAAUCGUUGGUUUUUAAACAUCGUUUUGAAAUGGCAUGGUACAAAACUUUAAGGCAUAAGCAAUUUCUAUCUUCUAAAUUUGAAAAACAACAAACAGAUAAAACGAAUUUAAUACCUAUUGAAUAUUUAUUGAGUGAGCUGAAAAUGGGAAAAGUAUGUGUAAUGGGUCUGAUAACGCAAUUAAUGGAGGAUCAAUAUUAUUUGGAAGAUACAAGUGGUACUGUCAAAGUUGAUUUUAGUGAUACAGAUUUUCAAGAUACUUUCAUCAUGGAAGGCUGUAUAGUGAUAGCUAAUGGUGUUUACAAGGAUGAUGUACUACAUAUAAAAAAUAUCAAUCUUCCACCAAUAGAGUCAUCAGAAAGUUUACGAUCAGAUUUUGGUGAUACAAAUAUAUUUGGUGGGCCACAUAAUGUAUCUUUAAAAAUGUCAGAAAAGUUGCAAGUUCAUCAAGAAAAUAAUCAAGAUGGAAUGAUAGUAUUCAUAGCAGAAUUAUGGUUGGAUAUUCCAAACGUUUUACAAAAAUUUAAAAUGAUAUUGGAAGGUUACAUGGAUUAUCCUCCUAUAGCUUUUGUAUUAUGUGGUCAUUUUUUAAGUUUCCCUGCAAAUAUAACGAGUGCACAAGUUUUAAUAACGGGUUUCAAAAAUUUAGUUGACAUAAUAAUACAAUAUACAAAUAUAAAGAAAUCUUCCAAAUUUGUUUUUGUACCUGGUCCGCACGAUUUAGGUUCUCCUAAAAUUUUACCAAAACCUCCUUUACCCAAAUGUAUUAUCGAAGAAGUCACUAAAAUGAUUCCAAAUGCUAUUUUUACCACAAAUCCAUGUAGAAUACAGUACUGUACAAAGGAGAUUGUGAUAUUAAGAGAAGAUAUGUUGACAAAAAUGUGUAGGAACGCGCUUCGUUUUCCGAAAGAAGAAAAUUUUUUUAAACAUUUUGCCGAGACCAUCAUCAGCCAAUCGCAUUUAACCCCUGUGCCUCUUCAAGUCGUUCCAAUAUAUUGGAAAUAUGACCACGCUCUACAGAUAUUUCCAACACCAGAUCUCAUUGUGAUCGCUGACAAUUUUGAAACAUACACGACGAAUCAUUCUGAUUGCUAUGUGAUAAAUCCAGGAAUGUUCUCAAAAAAUAAUUUUUCAUUUCAAGCUUACGUACCUGCCAUCAAUCAAAUUCAAGAUUGCCAGCUUCCAAGUGACACCGACGUUGCUUAAGUUGAUAGAUUUUACGUGAAAUAUAAAUUUUCUUGUAUGUAGACAAUUCGUAAAAUUACUGGAUGUUAAAAAUUAAUAUAAAUAAAUCUUUUAUCAUUUUAUAGAU
This is a messenger RNA of Pogonomyrmex barbatus (red harvester ant), 1734 nucleotides long. It is a transcript of the gene DNApol-epsilon58, whose product is annotated as DNA polymerase epsilon subunit 2. The record is from RefSeq and is a predicted model, not a curated record. Gene Ontology annotation, cellular component: epsilon DNA polymerase complex. Gene Ontology annotation, molecular function: DNA binding. NCBI's taxonomy places the organism in Eukaryota, Metazoa, Arthropoda, Insecta, Hymenoptera, Formicidae. Gene Ontology annotation, biological process: error-prone translesion synthesis; DNA-templated DNA replication.